Messenger RNA from Acanthopagrus latus (yellowfin seabream), 4948 nucleotides. It is a transcript of the gene fkbp15b, whose product is annotated as FKBP prolyl isomerase family member 15b. Gene Ontology annotation, molecular function: peptidyl-prolyl cis-trans isomerase activity. The record is from RefSeq and is a predicted model, not a curated record. The transcript has 30 exons. Gene Ontology annotation, cellular component: growth cone. NCBI's taxonomy places the organism in Eukaryota, Metazoa, Chordata, Actinopteri, Spariformes, Sparidae. The coding region runs from base 120 to 3809 and encodes 1229 amino acids.
CAGCUGAUUCCCCCAUAAACAGGAAGGGGAAAUCCUAGCUCAACAAAGUAGUCAUGAAAGACAGCUAACUGAUUUGUGUGUUUGUUUUAUGUAUCAAGAAAAGGCUUCAAACUGAAAAGAUGUUCGGCGGGGACGAUGAGGACGGGGACUUCUUGUCUCCCACGGGAGGGGCCAAGUUGGCCUCCCUGUUUGGACUAGACCAGGAAGCCAGCAGUCAGGGGAACGAGUCGUUCCAGUACACAGCACCGAAACAGCCCAGGAAGAGCUCGAAUGCAGCAUCAGCCCCCCAGAAACCAGCUCCACCAGCCGGAGCUCCUGCAGUGUUAUUUGCCACGGCAGUCCAAACCUUCAGAUAUAUUAACGGACAGUAUGUGAAGCAGGGCAAGCUGGGAGCAGCCGUACUUGGCAACCACACAACAAAAGAGUACAAGCUGCUUCUGUACUUGAGCCAACAGAAACAAGUGGCUGCUGCCAAGAUUCAUGUGGGCUUUGUUUUCACGGUACAGCCAAACAAUUACUGCACUUUUUAUGACGACCAGAGGCAGAACUGGUCCCUGAUGUUUGAAUCAGAGAAGGCUUCAUCGGACUUCUGCAAAGAGGUAUGUUUGGCGAAAGCAAACAGCGCAGCCUCCUUAGACACUGUGGUAGUUCAAGAUCUAAGUCUCGGUGAGGGCCAGGCGGUGGAGAAUGGAGACUCACUGGAGGUGGUGUACACAGGCUGGCUCCUGCAGAACCACGUCAUUGGACAGAUGUUUGACUCGAACCAGAACAAGGACAAGUUGCUACGACUGAAAGUUGGAGCUGGAAAAGUGAUCAAAGGCUGGGAGGAAGGGAUGCUGGGGAUGAAGAAGGCGGGCCAUCGUGUCGUCAUCAUCCCUCCUAACCUAGCUUAUGGAUCCAAGGGAGUCCCCAACCGUGUCCCGUCUAACAGCACUCUUAUUUUUGAAGUAGAGCUUCGACGGGUGAAAUUUUCCAAGGACAGUGGUUCUGACCGGGCCAGUGCCAGCUCCAGAGACUCUGCUGCUCCCUCUCCCUCCCCUGCUCCCUCCCCAGCACCCAGUGUGGAGAAUCUAGCCCCAGAGCCCCCAGUACAGACGACAACCUCAGGUCCAGCUAUACUGGGGGAGCCACCGCUUCGUGCAAAGUCAAACUCACUCAGCGAUCAGCUUGCGAAUCCAGACGCAACAAAGGCUAAGCUGAUCUCUCGCAUGGCAAAGAUGGGACAGCCUAUGUUGCCCUUUCUGACAGGAGCUGCUAGCCAGCCUGAAUCCAGUGACUCUGAGCUGGAGGACACCAGUGGCAACAGAGCGAAGGAUGGACCUGCAGCUGCAUCUCCAGUGCAGCUCUCCACUGCUGCCCCAGCUUCAACACACGUACAUCCUCAUCCCCAAACAGCUCCACCAUCUGCCUUAGUUCCUGUCAUGACCACUGUUGCCCCACAGCCCGGGCUGCCAGGCAGCAGCCAUGCCUUUCAGCCUUACUCCUACACACAGACCUCUGUGGCUCCAUCUCAGCUGCAGCCUGUUGGCCAAGUUUACCCUGCACAAACUGUCCCAUACAUGGGUUCCAGUGAUGUUACUUCCUUCUUGAUGACUGAGGCCAGACAACACAACACAGAGAUCCGGUUAUCUGUUGGAAAAGUAGCAGAUAAAGUUGAACAACUUGCCUCAAAGAUAGAUGACCUUCAAAGGCAGGGAACUCUGUCUGCUGGUGUGUCAAGUAUGUCGAUGGAAACCUCCAUGAUCAUGCACAACAUCCAAAGAAUUGUCCAGGAAAAUGAAUGUUUAAAGAAAGAAGUCUUUGAGAAAAGCUCUCGCAUUGAGGAACAAAACCAUAAGAUCGGUGAGCUCAUCAACCAGAACCAGAGGUACAUGGAGCAGAGUAACCUGCUGCUGGAAAAGAGGAACGACUCCCUCAAGUCAUCCAGUGAACAGAACCAGGCCAGACUGCUGCAGGCUGAGCAGGACAAGCAUGCCCCGACUCAGGACCUGGUCUCCGGCCAGGUUCGUCUGACGGAGGAUCUGGCUUCGGCCACGGCCCGGCUGUCUCAGCUGCAGCUAGAAGCUUCAGCUCACCAGCAAAGGGCCGUGGAGCUGCAGACUAAACUGAGCUCAGCUCUGCAGGACAGUGAGAGCAGGAGCCAGCGCAUCGCUGGCAUGGAAACACAGCAGGGAGAGCUGAAGGAAGAAGUAGAGAGGGUCCAGGCUCAAUAUCGCACAGAGAAGCAAAAACGCAAAGAGAUGGAGCUGAGAGUCAACAACAUGGAGGAGGAAGUGCAAGACCUGAAGACUGAUAAAGAGAGCCUAGAACGAACACUGUCAGAAAGGAAGAAGAAGUGGCAGGCUGAGCGUCAGCGUCGGGAUGAGGAGUUGGAGGAACUCCGGAAAAGCAGCCAGCACGAGCUGGACAACCUCCGAGCUCAACUUCGCAAGGCCAGGACCAGCACUGACAACGCUGCAUCUGAGCAGUUGUCUCAGCUGCAGGCGGAGCUGGAAGAGGAGUGGAAGAGGAAAUGUGAGCAGAUGUUGGCCUCCACUAAAGAGCAUCACAGUCGAGAGCUGGCUGAACUAACGGAGCAGAGAGAAGCUUUGCAGGACAAGUUAACCCAGUUACAGGAAAAGUUCACAGUUCUAAAGCAGUCUAGAGAUUCAGAAGAACAAAGUUUGCUACAGCACCGGGGGCAGACUGAAGAGCUGCAGGCACUUCAGAAAAAAUACGCAGCCUUAGAGCAGCAAGGAGUAGCUGUAAGGGAGAAGCUGGAGAGAAGAGUGGCUGAACUGGAGAAGAAACUGGGUGAGCAAGAGAGUUCAGGAGACACUGCAGCAGAGGUGAAGCGUGUGAUGAAUGGUGUGUUUCACUCUCUGCGAGCGGAGUUUGACCUCAGUGAGUCCUACAGUGGCCAGGCUGUGCUGGAGGUGAUUGUCACUACCAUUAAGAAUGUUACCCUGCAGCUGCUCAGCGGUACAGGCGGAUCUUCCCUGAGACAGAGUAAGAAUGAAGAAGCAGACGCAGAGGAGGAGGAAGAGGGUGAUGAUGUGAAACAAAGAGAGGAGCCACCUCAUCAGAAUGUACAUUUGAAUGGAGAGAGAGAAGUCACAGAAGAAGAAAAGAAAGAGGAAGAACAUGAUGAUAAGUCAGAUUCUUACCCAGUCAGUGAGACCCAGAUUGACCAGGAUGUAGCGGCAGAGAAGGAGGCAGACAAAGUAACUGAGUCAAAGACACAAAGUCAGGAAGACGACUCGGUAUCCACUGAUCCCCAUCCAGUUUCAUCAGCUGAGCUGAAACCGCAAGAGACAGCAGCAGCAGCAGCAGCAGCAGCAGAGUCAGAGCUACAGCACGAGCUGGCAGACAGCUCUGUUCUUAAAACCUCCACAGAGGAAAAAGACACCAAGUCUGCAGAUCCACAUGACGGACCAGGUCAAAGUUCACCACGUGAGGAUGGACAGGAAACUGUUGUGUCAGAAAGGAUUUCUGCAGUGAGCACUGAGAUGGUCAAGGAGAACUUAGAUGAUGGAGGGCGUGUAGGAGGAAUAAAUGCUGCUGCUCAGAAAGCCUUUGGACCCCCAGAAAACCCCCCACCACCGCCCAGUGCACUUCAGAACAGCUCAGAAGAAGCCACAGGUCUGACUGGGGGAAUGGGUGAGGAAAAUGGAGAGGAGCCAUUUUUCCAGAUCACAACUCCUGCCAAACCCCCUGCAGCACCCAGUGAGGAGGAAGAGGAGGAUGAGAUGAGCUUGAAGGGGCGUCCGCCUCCUGCCCCUCUGUUUGGUGAUGAUGAGGAAGAUGAUGAUCUGGACUGGCUGAACUGACAAUAAUAAAAGUCUGCAUCUUCAUUUUCAACAUAUGAGACAGGCACAAGGUGCUUCAGCAGCUCUAUCUGCCUGGUGAAGCAGUCCAGGUGACGAGAGAAGCUGCUGAUGAACUUGAUUGGAAAGAGAGGUCAGACAGCCGGCUCUUCACCUGACAGCUGCUGCCACUGCAGGGCAGAACUUCAAUUCCCAGCUGAUUUUUCUUCAAAUAACAAGCCUGUAAUUCUAAUCAAAACAAAUACUUUUUUGUUGAUUAUGUUAUAUCUAUGGGUGAAGCAAUUUAAAGGGACAUUUCACCCCAAAAUCAAGAGUACACACUUCUCCUCAUACCUGUAGCGUUAUUUAUCCAUCUAGAUUGUUUUGAUGUUUGCUGAGUUGUGAGAAUAUCAUCCAUAGAGAUGACUGCCUUCUCUCCUAUAUAAAAGAACUAUAUGGUACUCAGUUUGUGGUGCUGAAUGUGCCAAAAACUACCUUGAAAAACUCAACGGUAACGUCUCUUUUCAGAAGCCAUGACAUCGUUUCCCAAGAUAAUCCACACACCUUGUUUUGAGCAGUUUGAUGUAGAAACUGUUUUCUUGCCGUAUCAUCGCACAGAAGAAAGGAUAAAUCUACUCAUGGCCAAGAAGCUAGCUAACUGAGCUAACUAAAGUUACAGCACAACUGAGGGGAAUGCUGUUAAUGGUUAUAUCCCAAACCAUCAUGGUGUCCUUCCAUUAGUGUAACGUGGUGAUUUCUGGAAGGAGAUGUUGUUGACUUUUUUAAAUGUAAGACACUUUGAGAACCACAAGCUCAGUAUGUUGGAACUGAUGGAACUAGUUCCAUUAUAGCAGAUAUCUCCAAAACUCAGCAAGUCACACCAAAACAGUCGGCUUGGAUAAAUAGCACAACGUGAAAGAGGAAAAAUGUGUAUUCCUGGUUUUGCUUUGAACUGUCCCUUUGAAUGUACAAUUUUUACAUGGCACUGUAGCAGAUGAGUUUGUUGAAUCAGCAGUAAAUCUGAUACCAGUGGUUUGACUGUACCAUUACAUGGUUUUUAAUGAUUAGCUUGCUGCUUUAAGAGUAGAAUUUUUACACAAUUUGCUAACCUGAAAUUCAUUCCAAGAAAUAAAUGACAUGGAGGCAUAUUGUUAUUUGUGUCA